UCAUAGUCACACCAUUAUUACUUGCAUGGUAGCCUAAGCCUCUCUAUUUCGUAAAAUGAGGUCCUCUAUUAUUUUCUCAUUUCUUUUAGUGCUAACUUACUUCUCCGCUUCAACCCAUGCAGCAAGAUUCGACAUCACAAACAGAUGCCCCUUCACCGUGUGGGCAGCUGCCGUGCCCGGCGGUGGAAAACAGCUGAGCUCGGGCCAAUCAUGGGCCCUUGACGUCAACGCAGGCACGACAGGGGCUCGCAUAUGGGCUCGGACGAAUUGUAAUUUUGAUGGGGCUGGACGUGGCAGGUGUGAGACUGGCGACUGCGGUGGCGUUCUCCAGUGCCAAGCCUAUGGGCAGGCGCCCAAUACCUUGGCCGAGUACGCGCUGAACCAAUUCAAUAACUUAGAUUUCUUUGACAUCUCGCUGGUGGAUGGGUUCAAUGUCCCCAUGGACUUCAGUCCCACUUCACCCCAGUGCAGCCGAGGGAUCAAGUGUGUGGCAAAUAUAAAUAACGAAUGCCCUGCUCAGUUGAGGGCCCCUGGAGGCUGCAAGGAUCCAUGUAAUGUCUUUAAAACUGAUAUGUAUUGUUGUAACUCAGGUAGCUGUGGACCCACAGAAUUCUCCAAGUUCUUUAAGCAACGAUGCCCUGAUGCUUAUAGUUACCCUAAGGAUGAUCCCACCAGCACAUUUACGUGCCCUGGAGGCACUAACUAUAGGGUUGUCUUCUGCCCUUGAAAGCUUUAGCUUCUUUUAAGCUAUAGAACUCUAGCUAGCCAUGCAAACUACUCUUGUUGUAAUAUGUUUUUAUGUUACUCAGAAUAAAAGCAUAUAUAUGUGCUUACUAUGUUGGCAUACUUAGUAGGGUGUGCUAAAAGUUUGUUCGUGCCGAUCGUUAUUUAAUAUAAAUUAAAAAUAUAUAUUUAUGUGGUU
Messenger RNA from Humulus lupulus (European hop), 922 nucleotides. RefSeq names its product protein P21-like. Gene Ontology annotation, biological process: defense response. Bases 56 to 727 code for a protein of 223 amino acids. Gene Ontology annotation, cellular component: extracellular region. The record is from RefSeq and is a predicted model, not a curated record. Lineage: Eukaryota; Viridiplantae; Streptophyta; Magnoliopsida; Rosales; Cannabaceae. The transcript has a single exon.